AUGCGUUUUUCACUGGUGGUUUCGGCUUUGGCCUUACUGCCACAGGCCUGGGCAGCUACGACCCUAGCUUAUUGUUCGACCGAGAAUACUGGAUCCUCAUUCAGUGCUGUCAGCAAUAUCUAUCAGUCUAACGGUGCUUGUGAGGUCACCUGUGCUAGCUACGCUCUAGGCAUUCUUCAAGGGAAGAAAUGUUGGUGCUCCAACGUUGCACCAGCUGCCGAUACUCAAAAGAAUACAACCGAAUGUGACACAGGAUGUCCUGGUUAUCUUUCUGAUAGUUGUGGAAGUGCUUCCAAGGGUGUCUUUGCCUACGUCGCCAUUGAUGAUAAUAGCGUGACUAGCACUGCUGCUGGUUCCUCUUCGACCUCCUCAGGGACUACUACAUCUACCACAUCCUCAAGCACAUCAUUGAUCACUAGCUCCUCGUCCUCCUCCUCCACCGGCAGCACUACUACCACUGCUCAGGUAGCUGUCACCACCUCCUCGGAUGGAGAAGUCAAAACAAUCACCAUUGCCGUUUCAGCCGCUACAUCCGGCUCUGCCAGUAACAAGGGAUCCAGUACUAGUGACAAGAGCUCUGGUCUCAGUGGAGGAUCAAUUGCUGGAAUAGUGGUUGGUGUCAUUGGAGGUCUCGCCUUGAUCGCAGCGCUGGUUUUCCUCAUCUUCUUCUAUCGCAAGCGUGCUCGUUCUGCAAGCCCGGUUCCUAGCCAAGAUAUGGCGGAUCGAACUAGUCAAGGUUCGAGCUGGUCUCGUGGUGUUUUCCCUGGAGGUGCUGGUGGAUCCAGCCUGGGUCGUAAGGCCACUUUCACCGAUAACCGUAUGAAGACGGACACCGCCCUCUACCACAAUGGUCGUCGGGAUAGCAGUGUCUCGCUGCAGGACAACGAGGACUACUCGCGACCCGUUCUUCGCCUUACCAACCCUGACUAA
Penicillium malachiteum is the source of this 930-nucleotide messenger RNA. RefSeq names its product ER membrane protein Wsc4. The transcript is spliced from 5 exons. Bases 1 to 930 code for a protein of 309 amino acids. The record is from RefSeq and is a predicted model, not a curated record. NCBI's taxonomy places the organism in Eukaryota, Fungi, Ascomycota, Eurotiomycetes, Eurotiales, Aspergillaceae.